AUGGCUUUGAAUUUGUCGUUUGACAAGUCUAAGGAUUCCAAUAAUGCCCUGCAGCUUGCCAACAACUUAAAAGUUGCCUUGGCUCAAAAACUAGCUGACUCUAAGCUCAAAUUGUCUAUCAACACCGAGAUUACUGUUCCAGAACUAAGUGUCGUGGGCUCUGAAUUCCGCUUGUUCAACACCAACGCUAUCCUCAGAUAUGUGUUAAAUGAUUUCGAAGGUCUUGAAUCUUCCGAAACGCAUUUUGCAAUUUCUUCCCUGGAAGCGUUGUUGUACCAUCCUACUGCUCCCAAAGAGCACAUCGAGGAGACUGUGACCAAGGCGUUGGAAAACUAUUUGACAGGUUUUACUGUCGAACCUCUCAGCGCGACCAAACUUAUAAUUUUUACCAAUGCUUAUGCUCUGAGCCCCGCUCUGGUGGAGGCGCAAUUGAAAGAAGUGCCUGAAACUGUUAAAGCUGCCAUCUCUGUCGCCAAAUCGUGCACUCCCCGUUCUUCUUCGAAUGCCAAACAUACCGGAGCCGUGAAAAUCGACACCGACUUUGCCGUGAAAGAGCACGCUGCUGAAAUUUUGCCCAAAGACGGCGAGCGCAACGUCUUGAUCACUUCUGCGCUGCCCUACGUGAACAACGUUCCCCACUUGGGUAACAUUGUUGGAAGUGUGUUGUCCGCAGACAUCUAUGCUCGGUACUGCGAGGCUAGAAACUACAACACUUUGUUCAUCUGCGGUACUGACGAAUACGGUACUGCUACUGAGACUAAGGCUCUAGAAGAAAAGUGUACUCCACGCGAGCUUUGCGACAAAUACCAUGCCAUCCACAAGGAAGUCUACGACUGGUUUCAAAUUGGGUUCCAUCAUUUCGGAAGGACCACUACAAACCAGCAAACUGAAAUCGCUCAGGAUAUUUUCAACAAAUUGAACCAAAAUGAACUUCUAGAGGAGCACUCCAUGAAGCAGCUGUAUUGUGAAGUACACAAAGCUUAUUUGGCCGAUAGAUAUGUUGAAGGUAUCUGCCCCAAGUGCGGUUACGAAGAUGCCCGUGGUGAUCAGUGUGAUAAAUGUGGUGCCCUUCUAGAUCCUUUCGAAUUGCUUGAACCCCGUUGUAAGUUGGAUGGUAGCACACCAGUGCCUCGUUUCUCGGACCACAUUUUCCUCUCCUUGGACAAACUAGAGCCAAAAAUCAAAGCUUGGGUGGAGAAGUCUUCUAGAGAAGGUGGAUGGAGCAAAAACUCGAAAACGAUUACCAACUCUUGGUUGAAAGAGGGCCUUCAACCCCGCUGUAUCACUAGAGAUCUAGUGUGGGGUACCCAGGUACCCAUGGAAAAAUACAAAGAAAAGGUCUUGUACGUGUGGUUUGACGCUCCUAUCGGGUACGUUUCGAUCACUGCCAACUACACAGAAAGCUGGGAGAAAUGGUGGAAGAAUCCCGAAAACGUCAAUCUAUACCAAUUUAUGGGUAAAGACAACGUUCCUUUCCACACUGUUAUUUUCCCAGGCUCGCAAUUGGGUACUGGUGAGAACUGGACUAUGCUUCACCACUUAAGUACCACUGAGUACUUGCAAUACGAAGGCGGUAAGUUCUCCAAGAGUAGAGGCGUGGGUGUUUUCGGUAACAAUGCCAAAGCCACUGGCGUUUCCCCAAGUGUGUGGAGAUAUUACUUGGCCUCCAUCAGACCAGAAUCCAGCGACUCGCAUUUCUCGUGGAACGACUUUGUUGCAAGAAACAACAGUGAACUUCUCGCCAACUUGGGUAACUUUGUAAACAGAUUGGUCAAGUUCGUCAACGCCAAAUACAACGGUGUCGUCCCUGAAUACACUACUAGCCAUUUGAGUGACUAUGAGUCUUUGCAACAAGACAUCAACAUAACUUUAACCAGUUACGUUAGCGAAAUGGAACAAACCCACGAAAGACGUGGUCUGGAAUUGGCCAUGGCCUUAAGUGCCCGCGGUAAUUUGUUUUUGCAAGAAAACAAGCUUGACAAUACCUUGUUCACUGAUUCGCCAGACAAAUCUGACGCCGUCGUUGGUGUUGGUCUCAAUAUCGUUUACACUGUUGCGUCUAUCAUUUACCCAUUCAUGCCUGAAACUGCUGAGGGUAUCUACAGGAUGUUGAACGCACCUGCCCUGCGUAUCAAUGAGACCUUCCACCUAAGCAUCCAUAGCGGACACAACAUCAACAAGGCCGAAUACCUGUUCAAACGUAUAGACGAAAAACAGAUUGAAGAGUGGAGAGGCAUGUACGGUGGCCAGCAGAAAUAA
Lachancea meyersii CBS 8951 is the source of this 2259-nucleotide messenger RNA. Lineage: Eukaryota; Fungi; Ascomycota; Saccharomycetes; Saccharomycetales; Saccharomycetaceae. The record is from the annotation of a GenBank genome assembly.